Dujonia railenensis is the source of this 1194-nucleotide messenger RNA. NCBI's taxonomy places the organism in Eukaryota, Fungi, Ascomycota, Pichiomycetes, Serinales, Debaryomycetaceae. The record is from the annotation of a GenBank genome assembly.
AUGAAGGUAUAUUCGGUCAUAAUAUCCACUUUUUUGUUGGUGGCUGGAACUCUCGCUGGCUUCUCUGCAGAUUCCGGCGUAAUUCAAGUGAAUGACAAGAAUUUUGACGAUAUUGUAGUGAAUUCAGAUAAGUGGUCUUUGGUUGAUUACUACGCAGAUUGGUGCAGACAUUGCCAACUGUUACACCCUAUUUAUGACCAGUUAGGUGCCUUAUUCAAAGAUGAAGAUACUGUGCAGAUUCUCAGGAUUAAUGGUGACAAAGAUGGUAGGAAAACCACCCGGAAAUAUGAAGUUGAUGGAUUCCCCAUGGUACAAAUGUAUCAUGGUAAAGACGAGCCAAUAACUUUUGAAGGUAGUAGAGAUUUGCAAAGCUUAAGUAAUUUUGUUCAACUGGUUGCUAAUGUGAGAUUACCUGUAUCGCAAGGUUCAGAAGAUUAUGUUUCUGACGUGGUUCAACUUAAUGAUUUGAAUUUCCAAGAAAAGGUGUUUCUGAACACCAAGCCAACUAUUGUUGCAUUCACCGCUCUGUGGUGUGGCCAUUGUGUUAAGUUACUGCCUACUUGGGAGAAAUUGGCCAAUAGAGUAUAUGCCAACGAUUUGGAGACCUCUCUACAGAUUGGCGAGGUCAAAACCACUGAAGAACCUAGUGAGAAAUUGAUGGAACAAUUUGGCGUUAAGGGCUUUCCAACAAUUCUAUUUUUUGAUCCACUUGGUCCACCUUCGAAGGAAGAUGGAUUGAGAAGACCUGUUCAAUAUUCGGGCGAUCGCUCCUUAGAAUCAUUAAUUGAAUUCAUAAACGAGAAUGCUGGUUUACAUAGAACCACCACUGGGCAAUUAAGUUCAAAUGGUGGUACUGUUCAAAAAUUGAACACACUAAUUAAUGAAAAAUUGCACCAAAGUGAAGAAGCUUCUCUCUCAUCCGCAAUUUCAUUACUUAAGGAUAUCGACGAACUCGUUAAAGUGUCAUCUUCAUCAUUUGCCUCCCAGUAUAUCAGCAAGGCCGAUGACUUGCUGAUGGUUCCAUACUACAAGAAGCUAGUAAAUAAAAUUAUCAAUGGAGAAGAUGAAUUCUUCAAAAAAGAGCACGCUAGAUUAACCAAGAUAGUGACUACGAACUCUCGUAACUUGCAAGAAAAGACUGUUGAUUCGAUGCAGAAGAGAAUUAAUAUAUUGAAACUGUUUAUAGACAAUUAG